GGCAACGUAAGGGCGCUCGGCGAGCCCGUCUCUCCUCGAAUGAAAGGAAACAACCUCCGGCGACAGAGCCCCGCUCUUAGGCUGUGCUGGAGAACCGAGACCGACUUCUUUCUCUUUCCCCUCGCUGGCGCUGUUCUCCUGCCGUCCGCCUGCGGGCCCCGCUGUGUUUGCUGCCUGUUUCCAGUUUAUAGCCAGAGCUGUGAUAAUUCAGUCUUAUUGUAAAGUAUCUGACACCACUUAGAAGACAGCUUUUCUUGAGGCUUAAAGCGCCAUUCUAAGGCAAUUUAAAAAUGUCAAGCUCAAUUGAACAGAAAAAAGGGCCUACAAGACAGCGCAAAUGUGGCUUUUGUAAGUCCAAUAGAGACAAGGAAUGUGGACAGUUACUAGUGUCUGAAAACCAGAAGGUGGCAGCACACCAUAAAUGUAUGCUCUUUUCAUCUGCUUUGGUAUCGUCCCACUCUGACAAUGAAAGUCUUGGUGGAUUUUCUAUUGAAGAUGUCCAAAAGGAAAUUAAAAGAGGCACAAAGCUGAUGUGUUCUUUGUGCCAUUGUCCUGGAGCCACAAUUGGCUGUGAUGUGAAAACCUGUCACCGGACGUACCACUACCACUGUGCGUUGCAUGACAAGGCUCAAAUCCGAGAAAAACCUUCACAAGGAAUUUACAUGGUUUAUUGUCGAAAACAUAAGAAGACUGCACAUAACUCUGAAGCAGCUGAUUUAGAAGAAAGUUUCAAUGAGCAUGAACUGGAGCCCUCAUCCCCAAAAAACAAAAAGAAAAGUCGCAAAGGAAGACCAAGGAAAACUAACUUGAAAGGGCUGUCGGAAGAUACCAAGUCCACAUCUUCCCAUGGGACAGAUGAAAUGGAAAGCAGUUCCUAUAGAGAUAGGUCUCCGCACAGAAGCAGUCCUAGUGACACCAGACCUAAAUGUGGAUUUUGUCAUGUAGGGGAGGAAGAAAAUGAAGCACGAGGAAAACUGCAUAUAUUUAAUGCCAAAAAAGCAGCUGCACAUUAUAAGUGCAUGUUGUUUUCUUCUGGCACUGUUCAGCUCACAACAACAUCAAGAGCAGAAUUUGGAGAUUUUGAUAUUAAAACUGUACUUCAGGAGAUUAAGCGAGGAAAAAGGAUGAAAUGUACCCUUUGCAGUCAGCCUGGUGCUACUAUUGGAUGUGAAAUAAAAGCCUGUGUUAAAACGUACCAUUACCACUGUGGGGUACAAGACAAAGCUAAAUACAUUGAAAACAUGUCACGAGGGAUUUACAAACUAUAUUGUAAAAAUCAUAGUGGAAAUGAUGAGAGAGAUGAAGAAGAUGAAGAGCGAGAGAGUAAAAGCCGGGGGAAAGUAGAGGCUGACCUGCAACAACUAACUCAGCAGCAACUUAAUGGAAACUAGGUUCAUGGGACAGAGUUAGAAAACUGGGAAUGAAUAAGACAUCCAUAACUACUAUACAUUUUUCACUGUUUUCUAAAAUCAAAAAGGGUUUGUAACUUUUUACUGCCCAACUCUUAGAUCCUUCAUUGAACUGCCUAAAAACAUCUUGUUUGUUUUAUGAGCCUUCACUAUAUGGCCGAAUUUGACAUGUUGAUAUUACAUAGCUGUAGUUUGCAAUUUCUGGGAAGCAAUGGAAACACUAUUAACCCUGUGUAUAGUGUCAACAGUUAAAAGCAGACAUUGGAAUGAAGUAAACUAUAUUUCUGGACUGAACAAAGUUCUACUGUUUAGAAUGUUUAAGUUUGUUUAGUGGAUUCAUGCUCAAGGGAAACUGUAAGCAAAUUUUACUUUACAAUGCAAACAUGCCUCUGUGGCAACACCUGGUAAUUUAUGGAUUUUUUUUUCCACACUCAAGCAAUGGAGGCUAGAAAUGAAGAGAGCCUUCUUUUUUUUCUUUUUUCUUGGCUUUGAUAGCACAUGCUAAAAGUCUCUUCCAAGAAAUGUGCUGAAGCUUUUCUUUGGUUCCUGUUAAAAUUGUUCUCACUGACCAGCAUGGACUCGGGCAACUGGUGAUUAUAAGCUAUGAGCUCCAGUGCUUAUGCCAAAAUUCUCUUGACAGUACACCUCUUCUCUUUCUGUGUCGCACAAAGAGCUUCUGGCAAAACGAUCGAGUCCUUCCUAUCAAGAUCAAACCAACAUUUGGCAACAGCAGAUGAAACCUCUUUGAGAUUUAAGGGGUUACCAACUUGCUAAGGACUUUAGACACCACGUCUGAAACUAGUUCCUCUCAAGUGCCCUGUUGUGUGGAACACUUCACAUAUUGGCCCAAAGUAUAUAAGGAGGUCUUAUGUAUGUGCUAAUGGAGUUGGAAAAAACAGUCUUUGCAUAAAACAGUAUUUAUUUUUCAUUUUGUGACCACUAUUUUAGAAACUUUAUUUAAUAUUUUCAAUCAUUGGUUUGAUUAUGUAUUAAGUAGGCUUUUCUGCCCUGCUUUUCUUCUGGUAGGGUUUGGUAGUGUUUUGUUGAUCAUCAGAAUUGUUUUCUGAAAGCCUAAGAACCCAGCCUUUUAGAAAGGAUUUUCACACUGGCAUUUCCAGCUAGUGAUAUUUUCUUUCACUUACCUGCUGAAGCACAUUUAUAUAUUUCUUCAUGGCAAAACCAAAAAACAUAGUUGUGGUAUGCCUAAUAUUACCAUAGCACCUCAAUAUAAAGGGUAGGAAUUCUGAUUUCUGAAUUACUAGUUAACCUACCACAAUGAAUCAUGUUUGCAAAUAAGAAAUAACAUGUUAACUUGACUGUACAUUGAGAUCUCCUGCAGCUGGUAGAAUAGAGGUUUUUAAAUGUAACAGGUGGAAAAUUACACUGUGCUUAUUGACUGAAUUUUUUAAACUACUAGUCCCUUCAGAUCACGUUUGUCAAGUGUGUAUUUACACUUUAAUCAAGGGACUCAAUGCUUGCUUUAUUUUGAACAUCUUUUAUUGUUAUUUUAGAAGGAAACUAGCUUUAGUAGUGGAUUGCCCUGUAUGUCUCCUCUUUUUGCUCUCAAUAUGCCAUGGUGUGUAUGUGACUAAUUUUCAAAGUUCAUCCUGACUUGAAGUACAAGGACAGAUCUAAAUGUUUGUUUACCAAGCUAUGUGACUUUUCCCAAAGGAUCUGUACUUUAUUUCCUUAUAACAGCUUGAAAAACAUUAUUUUUUGAAUCUUUAAAUCACUGUGUCUAGGUCAUUUUUACAUUGUGUGCCAUAGAACUUACCCAUGGAGAAAUAGAGCGCCUUCAUUUUUUUGGACAACUACUGUAAUGAUUUUUUAGGAAAAAUGGAAGGUGCCAAGGGUAAUUAUGGCCAGUCAAUAAUUAUAUAAAGGACUUUAAAUACUAUAGCUGUCAGUUGAUGGAUUUGUUAUGUAGUAAAAUGUAUGACUUUGUAUGGGGUUUCUUCAGCCCUUUCUCUGCCACUAGCAACCAGAAAAGCACUUUAUCUUUUGGUUGGCUAGAUAAGUGGCUGACUACCUGUUGUUGUUUUUUUUUUUUUUUUUUCUCACUGUGGUGUGGUUGGCUAAAUAAUCCUUCAUUUGAAAUUGAAGUGUAAAUUGAAGUCACAUGAAAAAUCACCUUUAGUUUUAGACAUUCUAUUUUGAUUCUUUAUCCAUGUCUUCCCCAUACGCUGAGUAAAAGUGCCUUACAAUGUAAAAAUUGUACAGUACUUAUGUUCCCAAGUAGCAUCAUCAUCCUCUGGGUAGUAAUUACAUUGUGGUAUUAAUAUUUAGACAAAUAGACCUCAGCAGUGUAUUUACUGUACAUCUCUUAAGUCCUUAACUGUAGUUUGAAUAAGCAUGACAUUAUUUGAUAAGUAUAUGACAUUUACAUCAUUUUCAAAAAUACUGCCAUUACUGUCUUUUAUGCAUAUUUUAGCCUGAAAUUUUGAUG
This is a messenger RNA of Jaculus jaculus (lesser Egyptian jerboa), 3855 nucleotides long. It is a transcript of the gene Phf6, whose product is annotated as PHD finger protein 6. Gene Ontology annotation, cellular component: nucleus. The transcript has 12 exons. NCBI's taxonomy places the organism in Eukaryota, Metazoa, Chordata, Mammalia, Rodentia, Dipodidae. The record is from RefSeq and is a predicted model, not a curated record. The coding region runs from base 291 to 1391 and encodes 366 amino acids.